ACACGACGCGACCCCGGGGCGGGAGUGGGUUUCGCGCCUGCGCACAGGAUCGGACAGUGGCGCAAGAGGAACCCGGGGCCCGGUGCUCCCCGCCCGGGGGUGUAUCUUCAUGAAUAAUUUAAAUGACCCUCCAAAUUGGAAUAUCCGGCCUAAUUCCAGGGCUGAUGGUGGUGAUGGAAGCAGAUGGAAUUAUGCCUUGUUGGUUCCAAUGCUGGGAUUGGCUGCUUUUCGUUGGAUUUGGUCUAGGGAGUCCCAGAAAGAAAUAGAAAAAGAGAGAGAAGCGUACCGUCAGAGGAUGGCUGCGUUCCAGCGGGAUCUUGAAGCAAAGUAUCACGCUGUGAUCUCAGAAAACCGGCGUGCAGUCGCUCACUUGUCUUUGGAACUUGAAAAAGAACAAAACAGAACGGCUAGUUACCGAGAAGCCCUUAUCUCUCAGGGGCGCAAGUUGGUAGAAGAAAAGAAGCUUCUGGAACAGGAACGGGCUCAGGUCAUGCAAGAAAAGAGACAGCUGCAGCCCUUGAGGAGUGCGUACCUGAGCUUCCUGGAGAAGGAAGAAGACUGGCAAAGGAGGGCCAGGCUGGUGCUGAAAGAGUUUGAAGAGGCUCUUGCGGAAAGACAGAACAUCUACUGCAGCCUGCUUCUCCCUCGAGGCAGGCGGCUGGAAAUAGAGAAGAGCUUACUGGUCCGAGCGUCCACUGACCCCAUCGCCGCUGACCUGCACAUGGCAGCUGGCUUGACUGACAUAUUUAAGCACGACACGUACUGUGGCGACGUCUGGAAUACCAACAGACGCCAGAAUGGGAGACUCAUGUGGUUGUAUCUCAGAUAUUGGGAACUGAUUGUUGAACUGAAGAAGCAUAAGGGAGUCGAGAGAGCCAUACUAGAGAAGUAGGCAGGGGCGACGCGCAGCACCUUCAGUGACGCCGUGGCGUUCCGGGGUAUCACACUCUGGUUUCCUUCCGCUUUGUGCGCGCGCAGCACCUGUCGGCGGAGAGUUCCUCCACUGCCCCCCGCCCCCCCGCCCCGAGUAGGACACAGGGUUUCUUCCUUGACCCUUUUCAGCUAUUAAGGAUGCAGUUUCUCCGGAGAAUUUUUUUAAAGCUGUAAUAUUUUAUUAGGCUGAACAGUGUAACCUCUUAUCUGCGCUGUAGGAUAAGAUUGUUUUUAAGAAAGUCAAAUACAGUAUUGAUCCUCACUGUAAGUAGUUUUCUGUCUGUUUUUAUCACCCCCUAAAUAAAUUCUGUUCUCUCCUCCCAGUUUUUUCUUUCCUAGAAUUAUAAAUAAAAGUUGUCGGGUAAUGGAUAGAACCGCCUAAUGAUGAUUACGGAAAAUAGUAAUAUUCUUGAGGUCUCGUGCCAUUCCGGGGUCUCUCCCACCGCUCAAUAAUCUCGGUACGUGUCUGGCAUCUGGCUUGUGUCUGCAUCCAGUUAGCACAUACUUAUUUGUAAUGAUAUCUAAUUAAAAAUACUUGCCAUAUAAAAGCAACAACGUCA
This is a messenger RNA of Suricata suricatta (meerkat), 1493 nucleotides long. RefSeq names its product coiled-coil domain containing 127 (gene CCDC127). The record is from RefSeq and is a predicted model, not a curated record. Bases 110 to 892 code for a protein of 260 amino acids. The transcript has 3 exons. Lineage: Eukaryota; Metazoa; Chordata; Mammalia; Carnivora; Herpestidae.